Molecule: messenger RNA, 1305 nt
Organism: Exophiala xenobiotica
Lineage: Eukaryota; Fungi; Ascomycota; Eurotiomycetes; Chaetothyriales; Herpotrichiellaceae
Exons: 3
Coding region: 92-1135 (347 amino acids)
Molecular function (GO): dioxygenase activity
Source: RefSeq, a predicted model, not a curated record
CUCCCAUCUCUUGCUCCUCUCGGAGGUGUCAUGCAUAUGUUCCAAGGUCAACAUCGACGGUCAGUCGUUGGCAACAGGGGUAUUAUCAACAAUGGCGCAAGUACCAUUCCCGGACAACGUGCCGACCGCGCCGCUAACAACCCUUCAUCUUCACAAACUCAUCGCAAAUGACUCUGCAGAGGUGCAGAGGCUAUAUGAUGCCAGCAGAUAUCUGGGCUUUUUCUACCUCGAUAUGCGCGGGUCACCUGAAGGUGAACGCCUCCUGGCCAGUGCCAGCCGAUUGUUCGAGCUUGAGCGCGAUAUGUUUGCUCUGCCAUUGGUGGAGAAGAACAAGUACAACUUUGCGAAGGAGGGAAAGUAUUACGGUUACAAGGCUAUGGGCGCCGAGGUCAUCGACGGUAAAGGGACGCUCGACAGGAACGAGAUUUACAACAUAGCCAAAGACGACAUCCUUAGCAUCAGCCAGCAAGCCUUGCCACAACCAGGGCUUAUUGCCUCGAACCACAAUCUGCUCCAAACUUACGUCCAACAAAACGACGCGGUACUGCAAGUCCUCUUCACCUCGUUAUCACGCGCCCUCAAUUUACCUAGCUCGAGCAUCCUUUCGGACCUCCACCGCCUUGAACAACCUUCGGGCUGUCAUACCCGGUUCAUCCGCGCACCUCCGCCGCCACAGGACGCAACACCAAACCCAGCUCUAGGAGAGCAUACGGACUUCGGCUCACUAACCAUUCUCUUCAACCAGAUCGGUGGUCUUCAAGUUCUUCUGCCGAAUACUUCGGACUGGGUCUACGUCAAACCCAUGCCAGGCUGCGCAAUCAUCAACCUUGGCGAUGCGAUGGUCAAGUUUACGGCUGGUCGGUUGCGGAGUAAUCUGCAUCGUGUGGUUACUCCCCCCGGCGCACAAAAGGACGAAGUUCGAUAUAGUCUCGUCUACUUCUGUCGACCGGGACAUGAUGUCAAGCUCGGCCGACUACAAGGUGGAGAUAUUGAUUUGCAGCCCCAAAACGACGAGAAAGACGUGCCUGAGAAGGCGAGUGAGUGGUUGAGGAGACGACACCUUGGCAGGAAAAUUGAAUAUUUCCAGGGGAAGGAGAGUUGGGAGAAUGCGAUGGGGACUGAGGCGAGGCUGUAGUGGGCAUAUUGAGCCCGGCAGGUGGUCGCUGCUAGCGGCGAAUUGGGGAUCUUCAGCUCUGUCUGAGUCAACCGGAUGGUACUCAGAAAGCGUUGUCGUGGACAAGGCUGAGGCGUUGAAGCCAGACCUUGUUCAUUGUUAUGCGGCUAGCCAUUUCAAGAUCUGCGAGG